CUAUAAUUGAAGUUGGCUUCAAUUAUAGUUGUGGGCCUUCUGAGCUAUUGUUCUGUCAGCUUUGCAUAUCUGGAUCCUGAUAUUUUUGCCCAUUCGUUCAGGUAAUAUUGCUCACGUUAUGUCAGAUUAAAUGGAGACCAUUGGAGAACAAGUCUUGCCACAGAUUCUUAAUCAGAUUGAGGUCUGGGCUUAGACUGGGGCAUUCUACAGGUUCUUGGUUUUGAACCACUCCAUGUUUUAUUCUAGGAUUUGCACAGUAUUUGGCACCAUCCAGCUUACCCUCAACUCAGUCCCUGUUUCCCAAUCCCUGCUGAACUCCUAACCCAGUUUCCCAUUUCCUGCUAAUGAAAAGCAUCCACUCAACAGGAUGCUACCAUCAUCAUGUUUCACUGUAGGAAUGGUGCCAUAGGUGCACCAAUGGGAUUGGCACCAAUGGGACACACAUCAUCCAUCUAUCCAUCUGUCUAUCCAUCUAUCAUAAUGAAGUGUAUUGAAUUAAUCUGAAGUUGUGCAGUAACCUCCAGGAAGAGCCUGAAAUCAUGUCCUCCGACAACAGCUUGGGCAGCAGCAUGCUGUUCCGGUCCAUCACGGAUGACCUGAAUGCGUCUUUGGCGACGGCGGAUGAGCUGUCUCGUGAGUUUAAUUCCCUCCUGCAGGAUAUCUCCUCUACCAACAGUGGAAGCUCUACAGCACAGAGCUCCAGCUUGAGACCACAGAAUACCACCAGCUCCACUCAGUCUGGCCCCAGUACCACCAGUGUUUCCACUGCGAGUACCAGCAAAGAUGCAGGCGGAAGUGUCAUGAAAAGAGGCACCAUGUCUUUACCCCAAAUCACCUCGCCCAUCAGAGCUUCAGAGCCCAGCACUCGUUCAUCAGACUCUUUCUUUACCAGUAGUAAGAACCUCCCGACCUCCCCAAACCAGCAGGUCUAUCAGUAUGCACCGACUCAACCUCGAAACACUCGCGGUGAGCCUGUCUACUCUCGCGGAACCCUGACGCCCCCAAAUCAGUCCCCGCAUACCCAACGCCGGGCAUCGCCAAACCCUGCCAGGUCACAUGAGCGGAACUUGAGUGGCUCGUUCACCUUCGCAGAACUCUCACCUGGUUUCAAAUAUGAGCAGUCUGUUCAUAGCAUGCUUCAAGUCCCAGCCAAACCAGUGCCUUCGUAUGACUCCUCCACCACUGGUCGUAGAUCACCCAGGAUGGACAGAGCUCCUUCUCCCGGACCUUUCAGCCAAUCAGUAGCGAGCACGUUGCCACGCAAUUUCAGUACAUUUAAAACUACAGAUGAGGGUGUAUCGAGGCAGAGCACCCCGGCAAAAUGGAACGAGACAGACCUGGAUGUUUCAUAUGAAAGAAAACCACACCACACAAGUGACAAGAAUGAGUGGAUCAGACCAUCUAUCCCCAACAGCAACUGGAGGGAGUCCAACUUGGACUCACCCACUUUACCUCGAAAGGACCUUCUGCCCCGUCAUCUUCCAUCAGCCGAUGGCUCCUUGCCCAGGAACACCCGUAUCUCUAUGCCCCCUGAUGGUGCUUCAUCCACCCAGUCACCUUUUAACCCUCAGCCAAUCAUCUCCCGCGUGUCCAUCCCUCCUGCAGCACCCAGGCUCCGUCCGAGUAGACCCAUCCCUCUGUCUGUAAUCAUGAGGCUCCAGAACCCAUACUAUACAGCAGCAACCAGAUAUCCAUGUGGCACUGAGAGUGAGCGAGACCUCAGCAUGACACGCCAGCCUUUGCUUAUGCCCAGAGAGUUGCUUUGCCACUUUCAGCCUAUCUCUCAAGAGCAGAGACCUCCAGUCUAUUAUGCAGAAGCCCCCAAGUCAACCUACGUGGAGGUUACAAAACCAAACUCGAUAAAUAAGCCGGCACCCUUGUCCGAGCAAAGUAAAGAGCCCAAAGUUGAGGCUAACACUGAUGAUCCUGAGGUGGAUUCGGCUCCUCGGCCCCUAAGCCCCACACGCUUGCAGCCAGUGGUGGCCCCGGAGGCUCCUGGGGUCCCUGAUAUGGACGUGUUGCUCCAGAUCCGAGCUGAGUUCCCCCGUGCUCUGAAGAAACGUGGCUCCAUUAGUGCCGACCAUUCACAGAGCAUGAAGAUGAUGCCCCUUCGCCCCAACCAGUACAAGCAGGUGAUGAAAAAAAUAUUCGGCAGGAAAGGACCCCAAACAAAGGGCGAGACAGGGAGCGAGAGCAGCUCCUCAGAUGGAGAGGAGAUCUCACCAUCCAUACCUUCUCCACCUUCAACGAUCAUAAACACGGCUAUGCCAGCCCAGCAGAAGGGUCUUCAGUCAAUCCUGCGGAAGCCUAAAGGCAGUAGCGUAAAGGGGCCCCGUGCUCGUCUCAGUCCUCUGGUGCUGCUGCUGGACGGUGCUCUGGUUGGGGAGCUGGACACGGUGCAGAGAGCCGUACAGAUGACUGACCCGAGCCAGCCAAAUGAUGAGGGCAUCACCGCCCUUCAUAAUGCUAUCUGUGGUGGGCAUUAUGCUGUAGUGGAGUUCCUCAUACACAUUGGUGCCAAUGUCAGCGCCCCAGACAGCCACGGCUGGACACCCCUGCACUGCGCUGCCUCCUGUAACGAUCGGGCCCUGUGUGAGUUUCUGGUGCGUAACGGUGCAGCCGUCAUGGCGGUGACGGAGAGCGACGGCGCCACGGCGGUGCAGAAGUGUGACCCGUAUGCUGUGGGUUACGAAGAGUGUGAGAGCUUCCUUAGAGGAGUGGAGGAGGCCAUGGGUGUGGAGAACAGCGGUGUGCUGUAUGCUCUGUGGACUUACCCGGCCCAGGCGCCUGAUGAGCUGAGCUUCAAGGAGGGAGACAUGGUGACCAUCCUGCAGAAACCCGAGGGGUUGGAUUGGUGGUGGGCUUCACUCUGCGGGCGAGAGGGCUUGGUCCCAAAUAACUAUUUUGGGCUUUUCCCGAAGGUGCGGCCAAAAUCACUAUGCUAGAGGUCCCUCUACAUGCCAAUCCCCUGUACUACACCACAGAAUCACUACAAUACAUCUAUGAUGGGUUUUUUUUGUUUGUUUGUUUUUUGGUCUUUUUGGUUUGUUUUUUCCUGUAGUCAUUGUAUUUUCUUAAUUAUGUAAGUUAUGUCAAGGGCUUGGAAGUAGAGGUGUAUAAGUCACGUUUAUACAAAUAAAAAGUUCUUAACAAAAUAAAAACCAAGUUAUCAAAAACAAUUUUCAGUAUUCUGACAGGUUAAUUUGCUUUUGUUGCUUGGCAAAUGUUACUUCCAAGCUUUUUUGUUUAAGUAGCCUAAAUUUGAGGGGGGGUGGAAUUUCACAUUGUUUUGGUUAAAUAUAUGUAUAUAAAAUGUUUUUAUUUAGGCUACUUUCUACUGUAUGAUGGACUUUUUGUGGCCAUUUGCCAGAAUUCAGCCACAGCAAGAUCCGACAGGUUUUCCCGGACCAUCACACCCAUACAAAGGUUUAAAUGUGAAGUUUUCUUUAUUAAUGACAGGAUCAGUGGCUGAAAUGCUAGUUACCUGAAGGUUUUGUGUUCAAAUCCCAGGUUCAUCAAAGAACCCUUAAAUAACACCUUUUAACCUUUAGCUGCUAUAUUUGGAUUAGAUUAUUUCCCAAGUGAAUGUGCAUGAUCAACAUUAGGUCACAGUGACUUAAAUACUGAGAGAAAUUGUCAUCUCUCAGAUUGGCUAGGAAUACAUUCAUUUAUCAUCUCAGUAUUGAAUUUGGAUGUGAUUAUUGAUUGUGUGUGUGUGUGUGUGUGUGUGUGUGUGUGUGUGUGUGUGUGAGUGACAGAGAGAGAUUAGAUUAGAGAGAUUAGUUGUGCAUUAACAACAUACAAAUGUAUUAUGGUCUGAUUUGUAUGAAUUUGAGAUACACUGAGUUAGAUUAGAAUUAGGCCUAUUAGAUUUACCACUCUCCUAACUAAAUAUUUAGUGUACUGGGCUUUUCUUAUUGUCUGUUAUUUUAGUCAUUGUGAAAUGUUUACCACGAACAUUAAUCCUGUACAGGAUGUUGCUUAGAAUGCAUUUUUAUUGUCAUCAUUCAUACAUAGGAAGGCUUUGGUAUCACUUUACAUGUUAACCCCCCUCUCACGGGGCUGUGUGGAAGAAUGAAUGCGUGCAUGUGUGUGUGUGUGUGUGUGUGUGUGUGUAUGUGUGUAUGUGUGUGUGUGUGUGUGUGUGUGUGUGUGUGUGUGUGUGUGUGUGUGUAUAGCUGGCACAGGCCAUUACAAAAUAACAUAUUGCAUUUUCUGUGAUACAGUAAAUACUUCUAUAAACUUAUAUUAAAAACAGUAAAUAUUAA
Molecule: messenger RNA, 4268 nt
Organism: Ictalurus punctatus (channel catfish)
Lineage: Eukaryota; Metazoa; Chordata; Actinopteri; Siluriformes; Ictaluridae
Gene: ppp1r13l
Product: protein phosphatase 1, regulatory subunit 13 like
Exons: 13
Coding region: 540-2945 (801 amino acids)
Biological process (GO): regulation of transcription by RNA polymerase II; positive regulation of cell differentiation
Molecular function (GO): transcription factor binding
Source: RefSeq, a predicted model, not a curated record